Chelmon rostratus (copperband butterflyfish) is the source of this 1437-nucleotide messenger RNA. Its product is annotated as kelch repeat and BTB domain-containing protein 13. Gene Ontology annotation, molecular function: protein binding. Lineage: Eukaryota; Metazoa; Chordata; Actinopteri; Chaetodontiformes; Chaetodontidae. The record is from RefSeq and is a predicted model, not a curated record. The transcript has a single exon. The coding region runs from base 1 to 1437 and encodes 478 amino acids.
AUGUCGGUGCACAGCAGCGAAUCAAAGGACAGCAGCUGCGACGGUGCAGGCGGAAGACAUCAGCCAUGCUGUGCCUCUGGACUCCUGCCGGCCAAGUUAACUAUCGUGGUUGGAGACACUCACUUCUCUGAGGAGAAGAUGGUUCUAGUUCAGAGCUGUGACUACUUCCGAGCUCUGUAUCGCUCUGGGAUGAAAGAGUGUUGGCAGAAAGAAAUCCACCUCAAGUCUCUGCGUGCUCGAGGCUUCCUUAUUGCCCUGGCGGUCUUACGAGAUGAGAUGCCCAUCCUGGACGGCGACGACAUUGUUGAGGCCAUCGAAUGCGCUGCUUUCUUGCAGGUGGCGCCGCUCACUAAGCACCUCAUCAACAUCAUCGACUCUGACAACUGUUUGCUGAUGUAUCACACAGCCGCAACCUUCGGCCUCAUGGAUCUAUACCGCGCUGCUGCGCUGUUUAUCCGAAACAUGUACGCCGACUUUGAGGCAGAGGUCAGGAAAACCCUUCCUUCAGAGCUGAUCUCCUACGUGGAGUCGUUGACCCCGAGUGUUUUCGUGGCUGUGGGGGCCCAUGUGACCUGCGGUGUGGAUGAAACUGUACACGCUGCCUCCAGGACGGUCUGCUACCUGGAUGAAGCUGCCAACAGCUGGAAAGUAUUAACAGAUCUUCCUCUGCAGGCCAGCACGUCAAUGGCUGGAGUGACUGUUUUAGACAACAAACUCUACAUAGUCGGAGGAGUUCACGGACUUCAUAAACAAGUCGUGGACUCUUGUUUCUGCUACAGCGUUGAAAACAACAGCUGGAGCAGGAUCUCCAGUCCGGCACAGCUGCGAUACAAUCUCAGCCUUGUGGGUGUAGACGGUCGUCUUUACGCCAUCGGAGGAGAGUACGAGAGAACAGUGAUGUCUUCGGUGGAAACAUACGACGUAAGUUCCGGGAGGUGGGGCUUCGCCGCUCACUUACCUCGACCGGCGACGGGAGCGGCGUGCACCAAGGCCAUGAACAGGAUAUUUGUGUGUUUAUGGCGGCCGAUGGAGACCACAGAAAUCUACGAGUAUGUUCCGAAGAAAGACGAGUGGCUGCUCAUCAGCACGCUGAUCAGGCACCAGAGCUACGGCCACUGCAUGGUCGGCCACAGGGACAGCCUUUACGUCAUGAGAAACGGGCCGUCGGACGACUUCCUCAGAUGCCUGAUGGACUGCUAUAACCUCAGCUCGGGCCAGUGGUCAUCUCUGCCCGGACACUUCGCCAACAGCAAAGGUUCACUGUUCACGGCGGUGGUGAGAGGCGACUCCGUGUUCACGCUCAACAGGAGCGCGACGCUGGAGUACGGCAUCGACGGUAAAAACUGGAAGCCCCGUCGGCAGAUGAAGGGUUUCCCCAGAAGUGGAUCUGUGUGGACGUUUCUGCUCCAGCUGCCAGACACUCGCAUGCUGCAGUAG